UUGUUGUCGUUUACAGAGCUGUCUCAGAAGCCGAGAGACAGGUAUUUCAGGGCACCUUAGUAAAGUCUGUGGGGUAAUAGUGAGGUUUAAUGAGCGGCAUUAAAGAAAUAGCUCGGAGCACCUAAAAGUGUCAUAUUAAUGUGUACUUUGACCAGCCGUACCUCCAAGCCCCGCCCACCCGGCUCUGCUGUUUCAUACUCAGUUGUCAUUCCUCCCGCAUGUUGUGUUUCUAUGACUGGAAUGAGUAACGUUAACGGUCAAGCUUGGUCCAGACUUUCUCACCCAGAGCUCUUCUGGUCUAUUACACUCAUGCUUUGAUAGCUGCGGGAUCGAAAUGGCGUCUCGAGCGCUGUACUCGCCUAGGCAUCCAGUGCUGAAGAAGCGGGAUGAUUUUGAAGACGUUCUGGAAGAGAGAAGACGCUCCAGUGAUCUGAGAUAUGCAUUGAGAUGCUACACUCCCACACUCUAUAAAGGACUCGUGCCCUGCAAGGCCAGCAUGCUAAAAAGCAUCGUUCUGCAGUCAGACCACCUGCAGUAUGUCAUUAAACAGGUUUCAUCAGAAUCAGGAGACAGCGCCGAGUGUGUUGCGGAGGAAGCCUCUCUGAUCCUGGAUGAGAUGGCUCACCGUCUGCAGCUCAGCACUAUACGCUUCUUUGCCUUUACGCUCAGCAAAGCCUUCAAGAGACUCUUCCGCAGCGUUUGUGUCAAUGAGGAGGGCAUCCAGAGACUCCAGCAGGCUGUACAGGAACACCCGGUGGUUCUCCUGCCCAGUCACCGUAGUUACAUGGACUUCCUGAUGAUGUCCUACUUACUCUACAUGUGCGACCUUCCCCUGCCGGUGAUUGCGGCUGGAAUGGAUUUUAUGAGUAUGAAGUUUGUUGGUGAGAUGCUGCGUAUGUCAGGGGCUUUUUUCAUCCGUCGGUCGUUUGGAGGUGAUCAACUUUACUGGGCUGUGUUCUCUGAGUAUGUGAAGACCAUGCUGAGGAAUGGAUAUGCCCCAGUUGAGUUCUUCUUGGAAGGAACUAGAAGCAGGACGUGCAAAUCUCUCACACCAAAGACGGGGUUGUUGAAUAUUGUGAUGGAGCCGUUUUUUAAAGGAGAGCUGUUUGAUGUGAACCUGGUUCCUGUCAGCAUCAGCUACGAGAGAAUUCUGGAAGAGUCUCUGUACGCCCGAGAGCUGCUCGGCAUCCCGAAGCCCAAAGAAUCAACCUCAGGUCUGCUGAAGGCCCGGCGGGUCUUGAGUGAGGACUAUGGCAGUAUGCAUGUGUAUUUUGGUCAUCCUGUAUCUCUGCGCAGUCUGGCAGAGGGAAAAAUAAACCGCUCCCAGUACAACCUGCUGCCCAGGUACAUUCCUCAGAAACCCAGGGUAGACACUCAUGAGUUUCUGAACGACGCUGCUUUCCGUCUGGUGCGCAUCCAGGAGGAGAACAUGGUUCUGAAGCCCUGGGUUCUCAUUGCCACACUGCUGCUACAGAACCCUGACGGCCUGGAGCUCUCCUUCCUCACAGAACAAACAGACUGGCUCAGACACCUGGCACUGGCGUUUGGAGCGUUCUUGGACUGGCCCGAUCAUGAGGCCUGCAGUGAAGUCGUCAGCUGUAGUUUAGCUCUACACAGACACCUGUUGAGUGUGUCUGCAGGCCACGUUCAGCUGAACGUCACAGAUACACCGCAGGUCGAGACCACACCAGAGGAAGCCGUGUUUCACCGAGCGGUCGUUGUGCUCUCUUGCGCCUCCUACAGGAACCAGAUCUUACACGUGUUUCUGAGACCUGCUCUCUUAGCGGUGGCCAUGCAAAGCGCAAACUCCAAUAGAAAAGAUGACGUCUACAACUGUUUCAACUUCCUGAGGAACAUGUUCUCCAGUGAAUUUAUUCUUUGCCCUGGGGACUCCGUUCAGGACUUUGAGGAUGCGUGUUAUUUGCUCAUGAAGCGUGGCGUGUUGCAGGUAUUGGAGCAUGAGAUUGUGAUGUCAGCGAGCGGUCACAGCACCCUCGCUUUCCUGUGUUCGGUUCUGGACCCCUUCCUGCAGGGAUACCAGGUGGUGUGUCGCUGUCUGUGUGAGGAGACUAAUGAGAACCUGACCGAGAAGGAGUUUAUUCCUGCUGUGAGGAGUUUUGCACUGAAACUCAUAUUAGCAGGUCGUCUGAAGUGUUGUGAAGCUUUAUCCUCAGACCUGCAGAAGAACGCUCUAGCAGCCCUUCUGAGGCUCAAAGCCGUGAGGAAGGUCAAAGUAGGCGAUCAGGUGACGUUGAAGGUAAACAAGAUUGCAGUGAACUCAUUGGAGGAUACGCUGGGAGGUAAAAUUCCUACCCAGAAGCCCAUCCUUGCUCGACUGUAGUCGCAUACGUACACGUGGGGUCUCUGGAGGGCCAAACUAAACUGCCUUCAUUAGCAUAAUGCCAAAUUUUGCAAGGUGGCAAGGCUUCGCUGACUACAAAGGUUACCUGUCAUCGAGCUUUAAAGGGACGUCACGGGUUUGCCAUCUGGGACGCCCACGCUGUGCUAGAAGCACUCUUUUUAUCUCUCUCCCUCUCCAACAAACUUGACAGCAGGUUGCCAUGUCUCUGAUCGGCCUUCGAUCUUCAGCGUGUCUUUAUCAGACGAGUUUUAAACUGCUCUGAUGUUGCCAAGUAUAUGAAGGCAGUGACACUUUUGAUUUUUUUUUUUCACGUUUGAACAUCCGUUUGCGUGCGUUUUAUCUAUGUCUGCACUAAAGAGCCUUCACUUUGAUUUGAGACACUGUUACGGUUUCACUGGAUUUGUGUUGGGUCCGUUAUCUUUUCUUCGUGACUUGUCUAAAUUGAACGGUUUUCUUUUGCUCUCUAGAUAUGGCCGUCUGUUGCGUUUGCUACAGAUCAAGGUUUUUAGGGAUCAUGUUACAAAAAUAGGUCACUCAAAAGUGGUUUAACUCCUUCAGAGCUAAAGAAAAGAUUGUCUUUUUGUAUCUGCUCUCAUAAAGGAAACUUGUAGUUAAAAGAACAGUUCACUCAAAAAUAACAAUUUGCUGAAAAUG
This is a messenger RNA of Sinocyclocheilus grahami, 3016 nucleotides long. RefSeq names its product dihydroxyacetone phosphate acyltransferase-like. Gene Ontology annotation, biological process: fatty acid metabolic process; phospholipid biosynthetic process; triglyceride biosynthetic process. The record is from RefSeq and is a predicted model, not a curated record. NCBI's taxonomy places the organism in Eukaryota, Metazoa, Chordata, Actinopteri, Cypriniformes, Cyprinidae. Gene Ontology annotation, molecular function: glycerol-3-phosphate O-acyltransferase activity; glycerone-phosphate O-acyltransferase activity. Bases 335 to 2341 code for a protein of 668 amino acids. Gene Ontology annotation, cellular component: peroxisomal membrane; mitochondrial membrane. The transcript is spliced from 16 exons.